UUAUAGAUAUAGCAAAGCAAAGGGCCAGUGGGUUUCACUCAUAAUAUCACUUCGCUUUCUCUUUUCUUUUCAAUUUCUUUCUUUAUAUUUAUAUAUUUUUUUGCUUGUUUAGCUGCACCAAUGGCGACCGAUGCUAAAGCAGAUCCAGAGCCGCACUGCAGAGAAGACGAUGACAACGCUCCCGCCACCGCCGCAGACGAUGAGGACACCGGUGCUCAAGUAGCUCCUAUCGUCAAGCUCGAGGAAGUCGCUGUCACUACUGGUGAAGAAGACGAGGAUCCGAUUCUCGAUCUGAAGGCAAAGCUGUAUAGAUUCGAUAAGGAAGGGAAUCAAUGGAAGGAGAGAGGAGUUGGAAAUGUGAAGCUCUUGAAGCACAAAGUCAAUGGCAAAGUCCGUCUAGUCAUGCGCCAAUCUAAAACCCUUAAGAUCUGUGCUAACCAUUUCGUUAUUCCAACAAUGACGGUGCAAGAACAUUCUGGAAAUGAUAAAUCAUGCGUUUGGCACGCCGCUGAUUUCGCUGAUGGGAAUUUGAAAGAAGAGAUGUUCUGUAUCAGAUUUGCUUCUCUUGAGAAUUGUAAGACCUUCAUGGAGACAGUUCAAGAUGUUGCUGAAAGUCAGGGAAAGAAAGAGGAAAAUAAAGACGCCACAGUCACUGCUGAUCUCCUCGACAAGUUGAGUGUUGGAGAAAGUAAAAGUGACGGUAAAGAAGAAGAUACGGUCGUUGCCUCCGACACCAAGGAAGCCGUCAAAGAUGAAGCAAAAACAGAGGAAGAUGAGAAGGAUGAGGCUGCUUCAAAAGCAUAGACCUGAAAGAGAAAGCAACAAUAUACUCGAGUAAGUUUAUUAUAAAAAAAUAUUUAGUGGUUUAAGGAGAGAAUUAUAUAAAUAUAUUCCCACUCAGGUUACGUAGUUUUCUUAAUAUUUGCAAAAAAAUCAAAUUAUGUUGGAACCUGUGGAUGGGAGGGUUUGUUUGUUUUGUCUGCAUGGAAUUGUAAGAGUUUUAAUUUGGAAAAUCUAAAGGUAUUACGUUUGGUUUGAAGGGCAAACCGAUGUUUUGAUGGAAA
Messenger RNA from Gossypium arboreum, 1064 nucleotides. RefSeq names its product ran-binding protein 1 homolog b-like. Gene Ontology annotation, molecular function: GTPase activator activity. The record is from RefSeq and is a predicted model, not a curated record. NCBI's taxonomy places the organism in Eukaryota, Viridiplantae, Streptophyta, Magnoliopsida, Malvales, Malvaceae. The coding region runs from base 121 to 804 and encodes 227 amino acids. Gene Ontology annotation, biological process: nucleocytoplasmic transport. Gene Ontology annotation, cellular component: nuclear pore; cytoplasm. The transcript has 4 exons.